Dreissena polymorpha is the source of this 2442-nucleotide messenger RNA. Its product is annotated as mucin-5AC-like. The coding region runs from base 1 to 2442 and encodes 813 amino acids. The transcript is spliced from 2 exons. Lineage: Eukaryota; Metazoa; Mollusca; Bivalvia; Myida; Dreissenidae. The record is from RefSeq and is a predicted model, not a curated record.
AUGUAUACCACUAAAGACGAGAACCCUUAUGGAUGGGGCGCCUUGGGUCCCACUGUUUUCAAAAGAGGAAGAGAUACCGGCAGUGUGAAUCCAAACCACAGAAACAUAAGCAAAGACAGUGGAGUAUCUGUUACUCGAAACACCGACAUCCGGUCUUCCCGCACUCCAGCGGGACAUGACACCAGUCGAGAGGCAGAAAUAGAACCUGCAACCCGGUUCGAUAAGAACAUUGGGUCAACGGUGGCAAAACAAAUUUAUAGCAGCAACGACACAUCUUUACUGCAGUUAGGUAUAGGCGUGAAUCGAAACGAGGUGAUCGCGAAUAAGAGAAACGAUAGUUCAGCGGAGCGAAACUAUGCACAUAGACAUGAUAAAAGAUAUCAACAGUCAAUAGACCCGAGGACCACAUUGAAUGCGCACCCGCUGUCAUCGGAACCGGAAGUCCAUGAACGCGGGUUACAAGCCACGUAUAGAUCAGUGACCGCUGUUAGUGUUGACACGUUUGACGACCCAACUUUUUCUACAACCCCUGCUGCUCCUACAACCACCGCUGCUUCUAUGACCACAGCUGUCCCAGGAACCACAACUGAUCCUAAAACCACAGCUGCUCCUACAACCCCUGAUGCGCCUACAACCACAGCUGCACCUACAACCACAGCUGCUACAACCACCGCUGCUCCUAUAACCACAGCUGCUCCUACAACCAUAGCUGCUCAUACAACCCAUGAUGCUCUUACAACCACCGCUGCUCAUACAACCACAGCUGCUCUUACAACCCAUGCUGCUCUUACAACCACCGCUGCUCAUACAACCACCGCUGCUCCUACAAACACAACUGAUCCUACAACCAUAACUUCUCCUACAACCACAGCUGCUCCUACAACCACAGCUGCUCCUACAACCCCUGCUGCUCCAACAACCACAGCUGACCCUACAACCACAGCUGCUCCAACAACCACAGCUGCCCCUAAAACUACAGCUACACCUACAACAGCCGCACCUAUCACCACUGCACCUUCUACCGCUACACCUUCUACAGCUCCACAUACAACAGCUGCACCUAAUACAGCUGCACCUACUACAUCUGCUUCUACUACAGCUGCACCUCCUACAGCUGCACCUCCUACAGCUGCAAAUACUACAGCUGAAACUAUUACAUCUGAACCUAUUACAGCUGCACCUAUUACAGCUUCACCUACUACAGCUGCACCUAUUACAGCUGCACCUAUUACAACUGUACCUGCUACAGCUGCACCUACCACAGCUGGACCUACUACAGCUGCACCUACCACAGCUGGACCUACUACAGCUGCACCUACUACAGCUGCUCCAACUUCAGCUUCACCAGCUACAGCUGCUCCUACUACUUCUGUACCUAUUACACCUGCACCUACUACAGCUGCACCUACUACAGCUACACCUGCUACAGCUGCACCUACUACAGCUGAAACUACUACAGCUGCACCUACUACAGCUGCAUCUACUUCAGCUGCACAUACUACAGCUGCUCCUACUACAGCUGCACCUACUACAGCUGCAUCUUCUACAGCUGCACAUACUACAGCUGCACCUACUACAGCUGCACCUACAACAGCUGUACCUACUUCAGCUGCUCCUAUUACAGCUUCACCUUCUACACCUACAGCUCCAGCUGAACCUACUACAGUUGCACCUACUACAACUGCACCUACUACAUCUACACCUACUACAGCUGUACCUACUACAGCUGCUCCUGCAACAGUUGCAACUACUACAGCUAAACCUACUACAGCUGUACCUACUACAGCUACACCUACUACAGCUGCUGCACCUACUACAGCUGCACCUACUACAGCUACACCGACUACAGCUCUACCUACAACAGCUACACCUGCUCCAGCUGUACCUACUUCAGCUGCACCUAGUACAGCUGCACCUACUACAGCUACACUUACUACAGCUGUACCUACUACAGCUGCUCCUACAACAAUUGCAACUACUACAGCUACACCUACUACAGCUGUACCUACUACAGCUGCACCUACUACAGCUGCUGCACCUACUACAGCUGCACCUACUACAGCUACACCGACUACAGCUGCACCUACUACAGCUACACCUGCUCCAGCUGCACCUACUACAGCUGCACCUACUACAGCUGCACCUACUACAGCUUCGACUACUACAGCUUUACCUACUACAGCUGCUCCUACAACAGUUGCAACUACUACAGCUACACCUACUACAGCUGAACCUACUACAGCUACACCUACUACAGCUGCUGCACCUACUUCAGCUGCACCUACUACAGCUUCACCGACUACAGCUGUACCUACAUCAGCUACAUCGCUCCAGCUGCACCUACUACAGCUACACCUACUACAGCUGCUGUACCUACAACAGCUGCACCUACAACAGUUACACCUACUACAGCUACAUCUACUACAGCUGCACCUACAUUAG